Molecule: messenger RNA, 2340 nt
Organism: Arvicola amphibius (Eurasian water vole)
Lineage: Eukaryota; Metazoa; Chordata; Mammalia; Rodentia; Cricetidae
Product: zinc finger protein 431-like
Exons: 10
Coding region: 1-2340 (779 amino acids)
Biological process (GO): central nervous system development; regulation of transcription by RNA polymerase II
Cellular component (GO): nucleus
Molecular function (GO): DNA-binding transcription factor activity, RNA polymerase II-specific; RNA polymerase II cis-regulatory region sequence-specific DNA binding
Source: RefSeq, a predicted model, not a curated record
AUGGUUUGGCAACUGCAACACAACAUUAUCAAUGAGCUCAUCUCUGUGAUGGACUACACUAAAAAAGCAGGUGGAUUGGGACAAGACCUAAGUAUGUGGGCUCAUCUUAGGUACUGGGUAGCUCACCUGACACUUUCUGCAGGAAAGGCAGUGGGAGUGGUGACCACCAACUUGGUGCAGCGUGGCUCUCCACUAAUUAGCCACACCUGGCAGGAGGAAGAAAGAGAAGAGGCAGUGGAAGGCAGGAAGACAGCAGAGUCAGCUUUUGGAGCCAGAGUCUUCAGUGAUCCCUGCUGGCAGCCUCUGAAUAACUUCACUGCCUGGGCUAAGUCUGCACAGAGCAGAGCAUUGGGAGCCACAAAUGGUGGUGCCUGUGGUGCUUAUGUUGUCGAAUUUGGAGAGAUAUCACCAAAUUGGCCAAACUCGAAAACUACUGGUUUCUCCACCCCACAGGGCAUUGCCCUUGCUAUCCUCCUGGCUAACCACCAUAAAUUCUUGGAUUGCAAGUAUGCUGUACUACCGGGCUCUAAAAUUACCAGUUUGAGUCAUACAGUGGGUCUGUCCUUUGCAGUAACAAUACAAGGAUUUGCACGUGGAGCAUGGCUUCUCCCUUCAGACCAGAAAAGUAGGAACCAUGGACUGUGUACGCUGGAGGGGAAUGCAGUGACCUAUGAUGAUGUGCAUAUCGACUUCACUUGGGAAGAAUGGACUUUGCUGGAUCCUUCCCAGAAGAGUCUCUACAAAGAUGUGAUGCUGGAGACGUUCAGAAACCUCACUACCGUAGGAUACAGUUGGGAAGACCAUAAUAUUGAAGAACAUUGUCAAAGUUCUAGAAGACAUGAAAGGUAUAUCUUAUGUUAUUCUGGAUACAAGCCACAUGAGCAUAGGGAUUAUACUAAGAAAACCUCCAUAUAUACUCAAUGUGUUAAAGCCUUUGCAUGUGACAGUCAUCUACACAGGCUUGAAAGAACACAUACUAGAUUGAAACCCUAUGAACAUAAUGAAUGUAGUAAAGCCUUUUUACAUCACAGUCAUCUUCAGAUACAUAAAAGAACAUACACUGGAGAGAAACCCUAUAAAUGUAAUCAGUAUGGUAAGGUCUUUGCAUAUUCCAGUACUCUUAAAAGGCACGAGAGAAGCCAUGCUGGAGAGAUGCCCAAUAAAUGUAAUCAGUGUGGUAAAGCCUUUACAUGUCACAGUCAUCUGCAAAUACAUAAAAGAACACAUACUGGGGAGAAACCCUAUGAAUGUAAUCAGUGUGGAAAAGCCUUUGUAUAUCUCAGUAGUCUCCACGUACAUGAAAGAAGCCAUACUGGAGAGAAGCCCUAUGAAUGUAAUCAGUGUGGAAAAGCCUUUACAUGUCUCAGUAGUCUUCGAGUACAUGAAAGAAGCCAUACUGGAGAGAAGCCCUAUGAAUGUAAUCAGUGUGGAAAAGCCUUUGCACGUCACAGUGUUCUUCAAAGGCAUAAAAGAACACAUACUGGUGAGAGACCCUAUGAAUGUAAUCAGUGUGGAAAAGCGUUUACAUGUCUCAGUAAUCUCCGAGUACAUGAAAGAAGCCAUACUGGAGAGAAGCCCUAUGAAUGUAACCAGUGUGGUAAAGCCUUUACAUGUCACAGUCAUCUACGUGUACAUAAAAGAAUACAUACUGGAGAGAAACCCUAUGAAUGUAAUCAGUGUGGAAAAGCCUUUGCAUGUCAUAGUAGUCUCCUAAAACAUGAAAGAAGCCAUACUGGAGAGAAGCCCUAUGAAUGUACUCAGUGUGAAAAAGCCUUUGCAUGUCUCAGAAGUCUCCGAGUACAUGAAAGAAGCCAUACUGGGGAGAAGCCCUAUGAAUGUACUCAGUGUGAAAAAGCCUUUGCAUGUCUCAGAAGUCUCCGAGUACAUGAAAGAAGCCAUACUGGAGAGAAGCCCUAUGAAUGUAAUCAGUGUGGUAAAGCCUUUUUAUUUCACAGUCAUCUACAAAUACAUAAAAGAACACAUACUGGAGAGAAACCCUAUGAAUGUAAUCAGUGUGGAAAAGCCUUUGCACAUCACAGUAGUCUCCGAAUUCAUGAAAGAAGCCAUACUGGGGAGAAGCCCUAUGAAUGUAAUCAGUGUGGUAAAGCCUUUGCAUGUCAUAGUAGUCUCCAAGUACAUAAAAGAACACAUACUGGAGAGAAGCGAAAUUUACCAAAGAUACAGAACAAGCUCCACCAGGAGCAGAAGCCAGGAGCAAACCCAGUCACAGGACACAGGCGGAUCAUGAUUGAACCAGCAAGCAGAUCCAGAGUCACCGAUCGCCACCAGACCAGGUCUAACUCCAAGCCAGGGACUUCUGCAAGAGGAGAUCCAGACUAA